AUGUUACCUGAUGACCAAAACCAGUCUCCGGCACUUCCGCGAAUUUUGAUUGUUGGCGCCGGUUCUCGUGGCAAUGCUUAUGCUCGAGCUGUGUCAGAGUCCGGCCAAGGCAUUGUAGUCGCCAUCGCAGAACCUAUAGCAUUCAAACGCAAUCUACUAGGAUCCAAGUAUAUCUGGGGCUCAAAGAACAGCCCAUCGGAUGGGCAAGAAUUCGAAGACUGGAGAGCCUUUUUGCAAUGGGAAACUAAUCGCCGAACUGAUGCUGCUGCCGGCCGCCAAGUCCCUCCAGGUAUUGAUGGCAUCUUCAUCUGCAUACUCGAUGAGCAGCAUGCCGAAGUCAUUACAGCCUUGGGUCAUUUGGCAAUCCAUACACUCUGUGAAAAGCCGCUCGCAACGACACUGAAGGAUUGUUUGGCCAUAUCAUCAGCCAUGUCUUCUCAACAAGGAGGUCAGUCAGCCAUAUUCGGUAUCGGACAUGUCCUUCGCUACAGUCCGCACAACAUGUUGUUACGAAAACUGGUUCUUGAGGAUCAAAUCAUCGGUCCUAUACUGUCCAUGGAGCAUACUGAACCAGUUGGUAAUUGGCACUUUUCACACAGUUAUGUCAGGGGCAACUGGAGAAAGGAGUCCACUACAGCCCCAUCGUUACUAACGAAAUCAUGCCACGACAUUGACUUCUUAUUGUGGAUGCUGUGUUCGCCCCCUCCCGGUACUAACCACCCUCCUCACGUCCCGGCAUCGGUGGCUUCGUUUGGAUCCCUGAAACAAUUCCAACAAUCUCGGAAACCUGCAAGUGCAGGCACUGCCACGAACUGUCUACGCUGUCCAAUUGAGAAGACUUGUACCUAUAGUGCUCCUAGGAUAUAUUACAACAACCAGCUUGCCAAGGGAAACACCGAUUGGCCAGUCAAUAUCGUCAACCCCGAGAUCGAAGCAUGCUACAAUGAUCAUGGCAAAGAAGCUGCAAAAGAGAUGCUGUUCAAGACGCUUGAAAUCGACUAUGAUAAGAGCACAUCACCUGAGGAGAUACACAAGCGUCCAUGGUUUGGCAGAUGUGUUUGGGAGUCUGAGAACGAUGUUUGUGAUGAUCAGUUCGUCCUUCUCUCCUGGAAUGACGAUCCCUUGCCCGGAACAGCCAACGCCGGUCUGCCUUGCCCUGACGGCAAUGAUCCACCAGCUAGGAUGGCCAAAACUGCGUCUUUCCACAUGAUCGCUCAGACCGAGAAGCAGUGUGAGCGGCGAGGCCGAAUCUAUGGCGAGAAGGGAGAGAUCUCAUACGAUGGAACCCUAAUCACUAUUUAUGACUUCUCAACCGGUCAGUUUCAGCAUCAUCAUCCGCAUAGACCUGGUGGAGGGCAUGGUGGAGGAGACUAUGGACUGGCAACACAAUUCCUCAAGGCCAUCAAUGCGGUGAAGUCCAAGGAAAUGUCCAUCGAGGAAGCCCAAACUACACACCUGGGAUGCACCUUGGAAGAAGUCAUUCGAAGCCAUGCUCUGGUAUUCGCAGCGGAAGAGGCUCGGCUUGAAAACAAAGUUGUUGACUGGCAGCAAUGGUGGGAUAAAGUCAAUGUUGCCGCCGAUGCUUCAACAUCCGAAACGCCGCAUAUCAACGCCCAGCAGUCUUGA
Aureobasidium pullulans EXF-150 is the source of this 1626-nucleotide messenger RNA. Its product is annotated as streptomycin biosynthesis protein StrI. Lineage: Eukaryota; Fungi; Ascomycota; Dothideomycetes; Dothideales; Saccotheciaceae. The transcript is spliced from 2 exons. The coding region runs from base 1 to 1626 and encodes 541 amino acids. Gene Ontology annotation, molecular function: nucleotide binding. The record is from RefSeq and is a predicted model, not a curated record.